Messenger RNA from Esox lucius (northern pike), 2319 nucleotides. RefSeq names its product YTH domain-containing family protein 1. Gene Ontology annotation, molecular function: mRNA binding; N6-methyladenosine-containing RNA reader activity. NCBI's taxonomy places the organism in Eukaryota, Metazoa, Chordata, Actinopteri, Esociformes, Esocidae. Gene Ontology annotation, biological process: mRNA destabilization. The transcript is spliced from 6 exons. The record is from RefSeq and is a predicted model, not a curated record. Gene Ontology annotation, cellular component: cytoplasm. Bases 370 to 2310 code for a protein of 646 amino acids.
CGGUUUAGAACCCGGAUGGAACAGCCAUUGGGGGAAGUGGAUUGGGCUUGUCGAUGAGAAGGGAUCUCUGGAGUAAAAAAGACGCAAAAGAUAGAUCCCUUUUUGGAGAUUGUACCGGAUCUAAAACCAUUAUCUGGAGAGUUACAAAUAUUAUCCGCACUUUUUUAAGCUUGGAUACUGAAUCCGAGCGGACGGGAUAAGAUACUUGAACUGUGGAAGUUGAUCUGGGGAUACGUGCAGUGGAAAAACACUUUAGCUAACCUAGCAAGCUAGCUAGCUAACUUAGCAACAGUGAACCGUCGAAACUGGGGCUUCAGAUACAGUAACCUGCUAGGCUCCGUGCGAAUCCAGGGACUUGCUUAAUGAAUUAUGUCUGCCACAAGCAUUGACCCUCAGAGAUCAAAGGGACAAGCGUCUAAAGUUCAAAAUGGUUCACUGCAUCAGAAGGAGACUAUCCAGGACAAUGACUUUGAGCCGUACCUCACUGGCCAAUCAACCCAGGUGCGUGACUGGCCGCAGAACAACAGCUACCAGUCCAUGACCGACCCCUACCUGUCCAGCUACUACGCCCCCUCCAUCGGCUUCCCUUACCCCCUCAGCGAGGCCCCCUGGUCAACUGGCGGAGACCCCCCCAUCCCUUACCUCACCCCCUACGGACCCUUGAGCAAUGGCGACCACCACUUCAUGCCCGACACCGUCUUUGGCCAGCCCGGUGGCCUGGGCAGCAGCAUCUAUCCGCACCGCUUUAACUUUUUCCCCGAGAACCCGGCCUUCUCCGCCUGGGGCACCAGCGGGUCUCAGGGCCAGCAGACUCAGAGCUCCGCCUACGGGGGCAGUUACAGCUACCCUCCGAGCUCCCUAGGGGGUACCCUGUUGCCAGACAGUCAGACGGGCUUCCACAGCGACACGCUCAACAAGGCCCCCGGCAUGAACAGCCUGGAGCAGGGCAUGGUGGGCCUGAAGAUCGGUGGGGACAUGGCGGGCCAGGGCUCCGGGGUCAAGGCUGUGGGCUCGGCGAUCGGUGGACCGCCGGCCACGGCGUCCCAGCAGCAGCAAGGGAACGGUGGCACGCCCGCUGGCAUGCCCAAGCCCACCUCCUGGGCAGCCAUUGCCAGCAAGCCAGCCAAGCCCCAGCAGCUGAAGGCCAAGGCCAAACCAGGCAUGCCCAGCCCCGGGGGAGCCCUCCCUCCCCCUCCCAUCAAACACAACAUGGACAUCGGCACCUGGGACAACAAGGGGCCCAUCAAUAAAGUGUCCCAGGCCCCCAUUCAGCAGCAGCAGGAGGCUAUGAACAUGCCCCUCGGUCACCCCAUGCAGAACCACAACCCCAUGCAGAACCACAACCCCAUGCAGAACCACAACCCCAUGCAGAACCCGAACCCCAUGCAGAACCACAACCCCAUGCAGGCCCCUCCUCAGUCCCUGAUGCCCCAGCAGAUGCAGCCUAUGGCGUUACAGCACCAGCCUCACCAGCAGCACCAACCCCCUCCCCAGCCUUACCAGAACCACAACCAACCCCCGCCCCCGCAGACGCGUUGGGUGGCCCCGCGCAACCGCAACCCGGGCUACGGGCAGGGAGCAGCAGGCAUGGACGUUAGCGGAGCCUUGUGUGCGGGCAAUGGCGCCGGCCCGCCCGGCUCCGCCUGCCUGAUCCCUGGCGGCGCGGAGAACCACCCGGUGCUUGAGAAGCUGCGCGCGGUCCACAGCUACAACCCGAGGGAGUUUGAAUGGAACCUGAAGAACGGCCGUGUGUUCAUCAUCAAGAGCUACUCCGAGGACGACAUCCACCGCUCCAUCAAGUACUCAAUCUGGUGCAGCACGGAGCACGGCAACAAGCGGCUGGACGGCGCCUUCCGCGGCCUCAACGGCAAGGGGCCCGUCUACCUGCUGUUCAGCGUCAAUGGCAGCGGGCACUUCUGCGGCGUGGCUGAGAUGCGCUCGCCCGUGGACUACGGCACCAGCGUUGGCGUGUGGGCGCAGGACAAGUGGAAGGGGAAGUUCGACGUGGACUGGCUGUUCGUGAAGGACGUGCCCAACAGCCAGCUGCGCCACAUCCGCCUGGAGAACAACGACAACAAGCCGGUGACCAACUCCCGGGACACCCAGGAGGUCCCCCUGGAGAAGGCCAAGCAGGUGCUGAAGAUCAUCGUGGGCUACAAGCACACCACCUCAAUCUUCGACGACUUCUCCCACUACGAGAAGAGGCAGGAGGAGGAGGAAGAGGUGCGCAAGACCUUUGAGCCUCCUGCGCCCAUCCAGACCCGGUCUCGUCUUGAUCAGGAGCGCCAAAACCGGAGUAAACAACAGUAGAAGACGCUU